Molecule: messenger RNA, 874 nt
Organism: Arachis ipaensis
Lineage: Eukaryota; Viridiplantae; Streptophyta; Magnoliopsida; Fabales; Fabaceae
Source: RefSeq, a predicted model, not a curated record
CUGGAAAACAUGAGGACGAGCGAAGAGCUUUUCAUGAGGCAGUAACCACUCUCGUUGGUGGUCACCAUCACGGUCACCACCUGAAACUGAAACUGAAUCGGGAUCAAGCAAGAGGAGCCAGCUUAGAAUGACGAAUUCUAACGCUGUAGAGAAUCACAGAAACAACGUCGGCGUCGCCACAAAACAAACGAAGAAGAUCAACAGAGAGGAGAAAGGCAAGUCCUCAUCGAUUUCCUCGUUCGUGUGCGAAAUCUGCAUUGUGACUAAAACCGAAGCGGAAUCUUUCACCAUAAGUGGUUGCACACACUCGUAUUGUACGGAUUGCGUGGUGAAGUACGUUUGUUCUAAGCUCGACGACAACGUGAUCAAUAUCCGGUGUCCGGUGCCCCGGUGCCGUGGUCUAUUGGAAACCAAUGGUUGCCGCGAGAUUCUGCCAAAGUCGGUAUUGCAUCGGUGGGAGAAGUCAUUGCGUGAAGCUGCUGUUCUUGAGAGCGAGAGCAAGAGAUUCCUGUAUGACCGCCGCUCCAACGAUGGUCCACACCCUAGGCAGAUGUGCGUCACGUGCACGGAUGAAGAUAGAAUGAUGAUGAAGUUAGCGGAGAGGAACGGGUGGAAGAGGUGCCCAAAGUGCAGGUUCUACGUUGAGAAGAAACCUUUCACGUGCAGUAGAAUACUUUGCAGGUGUGGACAUGUCUUCUGCUAUGGCUGUGGCGGUUCCCCCUGUGGCGGUUCCCCCUGUGUCGGUUCCACCUGUGGCGGUUCCGCCUUCUUUCCUCCAUCAUGGUUUAUUGGUCUGUCAAUUCUAUUUGGAUUUAUCAUUCUUUUUAUACGUUUGACUGAAGGUAAAAACUCAGAUGCACUCGACUUCAUAUGA